UCUCGUCACUUAUUCGUUUCCACUCCUGCACUUUGUACCUGCUCUUUGGGGAAAGACAACAUAAUCACAGCAGCAUGGGACGCGAAACCAAAGGAGGUUCGACAGGCCCGCCGCGCCAGCGAUACCUAGUGGUUGCGGUGGACUUUGGAACAACAUUCUCAGGUGUGGCCUGGGCGCAGACAGCACGACCUGAAAUACGAUCCACCAUUGUCGAAUGGCCAGCACUUCGAGGUCAGGAUGAUCGGACCAGCGACAAAGUUCCAACUGAACUCGCUUUUGACGACAGUGGUUCGAAGUUCGGAUUUGAGAUUGAGGAGGGUGAGCUGCGUUAUCAGUGGUUUAAGCUCGGCAUCGAUCCUAAGCAAGAAGAACAACUUGUUUCGCAUCUAUCGAUCGCAUAUCCUGAUUCCAAAGCUCUACCUCCGGCAUAUGACCAGCAACACGACCCCGUUCAUCUUGUGACCUUGUACCUGACUCGCCUCCGAGGACACAUUAUGGACAUUUUGGCAAAGAACUUGGGAAGUGGAGUGAUCAAAACGACCCCCAUCCGCUUUACCAUUACAGUUCCGGCUAUUUGGGAUGAUGCAGCCAAAGCCCGCACGCAAAAAUGUGUCCAAUCAGCCGGUAUGGGUAAAGAGGUCCGCAUCAUCUCUGAGCCUGAGGCCGCAGUCUUCUACGCUCUGAUGCCAUGGACCCUCACGACUUCCGACCAGGUGACACCUUUGCUCUUUGCGACGCAGGCGGAGAUUCGUGAAGCAGUCCCUGGCGAUGGAUCUGCUUGUGGCUCCACAUUCCUCAAUCGCAUCUUUGCUCGUUUUCUGAAAGAUCAUCUUGAAGAUGUCGAAGGGUAUGACCAAGACACUCUUGACGAGGCUAUGCUUGACUUUGAGACGAAUACGAAGCGCAGAUUCAAUGGAGACAAUGCCAUGACGCUUCGAGUGCCCGGUCUAGUUGACGAUCUGACCAAGGGUAUCAAGCGCCAGAGACUCACAAUUCAAGCCGGGAAAGUCAUGUCAUUGUUUGAGCCAGUGAUCUCCAGUAUCCUCACCCUCGUCAUGAGCCAGUUGAGACAGACAAAAAAUGCAAAGGCGGUCAUUCUGGUAGGUGGCUUUGGUCAGUCACCGUAUCUUCGCAAUUGCAUCAAGAAGGUCGUCCCGGCAACAAUCGAAGUGCUACAACCUCCAAAUGGUUGGACCGCGGUUGUGAAAGGUGCUCUGAUGAGAUCUCUCAAUGAGAUUGAGCCCGACACUUCGAGAAUCAACAUAGCAUCUCGAAUUGCUCGCAAAGCUUACGGGAUGAGAGCUGGGGUAGAGUACGAACCUGAUCUGCACGAGGAAUCACUAAGAUACUGGGAUCCUUUUACCGGUAAAUACCUUGUUGAAGUCAUGGGGUGGUUCGUAACACAGGGUACCCAAAUCGACGAAGCGAAGCCUCUCACGACGCAUUGGUAUGAAGCGAGACCCAUCGAGGAAGGCACUAUUCGCUCGAUCUCGGAAAGACUUUACAGUUUUACGGCUCCAAGAGGCCCUACAAUCCAGCCUGCACCUCUGUAUCCCGGCAGCGGUGUUCGCAAAUUGGUCGACUUCUAUGCAGAUCUCUCGGUCAUCUCUGCCUCUCUUAUUCCAAUCGAGACUGGCGCAGAUGGCAAGCAGUAUUACCUAUUGGACUUCCAGAUCAAGGUGACUUUCUUCUCUGCCCAUACCGAGUACUCACUGUGGUACCGAGGUGUGGAGUAUGGGAAGGUCACGGCUGAAUAUGCGUGAGCUGAUGGGGAUCCUGUAUGAG
Exophiala oligosperma is the source of this 1785-nucleotide messenger RNA. RefSeq lists its product as uncharacterized. Bases 75 to 1763 code for a protein of 562 amino acids. The record is from RefSeq and is a predicted model, not a curated record. NCBI's taxonomy places the organism in Eukaryota, Fungi, Ascomycota, Eurotiomycetes, Chaetothyriales, Herpotrichiellaceae. The transcript is spliced from 6 exons.